UCUGACAGGCAGUUUUGCGGUUUACGCAGUAAACGCGUACAAUUGUCGCGCGCUCACUCUCUCUCCCCGGGACAUUUCAUUCCACCCUUUCGCGUUUAAUGUCAUUUCCCAACGACGGAAGAAGACUAUUGCCAUCGCGACGAUUGCCGCCUGAGAAAGAGAGGGAGAAAGAGAAAGAGAGAAAAAAAAACACUCUCCGUUCACGCGCGACCGCCGCUAAGGCCCGCUAAUCAGCUGAACGCGAUCAGCCAUAGCGCGGGGCGAUCUCGUGAUACUUUCCCGUGAUUCGCGAUCAGAAAUCGGGAGAGAUCAAUCAAGGGCCCGUCAAUGAUUCCGAGAAAAAUGACAAGGUCUCCCGUGAACGCGUGCACGCCGUGCCAGGCAUGAAAGUUGAGCAUCUCAGUUCUCCGAGUGAUUUGUUGUCGUUCCACGCGCCUCGUAAGUGUUCAAAUUCAUCGAGCGGUCUCGUCCUCCCGUUUUUGCGUACGGGAGAAAAGCUCGAGAUCGAGCGAGACGAUGCGCGUUUUCCUCGACGAGGCGUCGAGAGACAACCUCGCCGACGAUCGGGAGAGCCAGAGAGAAAAAUCCAUCCUAAUCCGCGAAAUCCUCAGACAGGUUAUGUGAAACUCGUGCGAGUGGAUCACCGAAACGUACGUUGACGAGUUAUGGUGCGUGCCGGUUUCUCGUGAGCGUCCUGGAGGCCUAAUGAUGGAGAGGAACGGUGCCAGGGAGAUGGAGGAACGCCGGUGCAUUCGGGAUACGGGGAGGACCCUGAAGAAAUACGGCAGCACGGCCAAACACAUAACGCGGACCGAGAGUCUGGUGAAGCACACGGUGUCUCCUACGGACACCCUCCAAGGAAUAGCGCUUAAAUACGGAGUUACGACAGAACAAAUAAGAAGGAUCAAUAGAUUGUGGGCGUCGGAUAGUUUAUUUUUACGGGAGCAUUUGCUUAUUCCUGUAAGCGCGGACAGUCCCGCCUCUACAUGUAACAAUGAAUUGGUAGCUUCUGAAGAGCACGAUGUCCCUCCAAAUAUAUCUAGUCCUUCUUCAAUAUCGUCACCUAUUGGCGACGAAAGUUCAGUUAAUGAUUUCUUAGCUAAAAUGGAUACCUCGAUAGCUAACGCCAAAAGAGAGGUCAAACGCGCUCAAGGGAAUAGUGAAUUUUGCACUGAUGGCAAUGACAUUUACGUACAACGACGGCGUGGGUCUGCCAAAUUACGAAACUCAUUCCCGACCACAUCGAAUACAUACUCGACGUCCUCCUCUGACUCCGUCAGACCUGUGUCCUCUAGUGAUAUGCACAACUUUCCAACUGCUGUAGUUAUGACGCAGGGAAAAAAAGUAAAGACUUCCUUGCAAAGACUCGAGCAGCAGCAAGACGAGAUGUUCCAGUUGUAGCGUCUAAAUUUCAUUGGACUAUAAUAUCCUGUGUGUCGAUUGUAAAAUUAAAAAACUUGUAGGAAAGGAUGUACUGUAUAUCAAUGGCGAAUAGGAGGUCUUGCUUCUCACGCGUCUGACACGUUGGUUGAUCCAAUAUUAUGUAUAUUAAUUGAACUCCGCAUUGCUCUCUUUUUUUUUUUAUUAUUGAAAGACCGUUCGUAUCCAUGUAGCUGAUCUAAGCAAUAUUCUUAUAUAACUAUCGCUGUAUCCCCAGUUUUAUGACUGUUUCGUCGAGAAUGAUAUCAUGAAGAAUGGAUCAACUAACUUUUAUACGUAGCGCUGAACUGUUUUACAUAACGUUGAUGAGUGGACCAUAUGUGCCUUGAAUAUGAAACUCUACGUUAUGUAAUAAUCCUUUUCUGUGCUUCGUCUUUAUCUGAUUAAGUCACAUAAAAUGUUAUAUAUGUUUCUUUUUCAAAUACUGUUUUUCUUCUACUUUUUUUUUUAGUUUAAACCACUGUGAUGAAUUACCUAAAAAUUUGGCAGAAAACCAAAAACAGCUUUAAGAAAACUAGUUAUUAUGUAGUGAAAAUGAAGAGUGCAAAACUAUAAAUAAAAUAUAGACUCUACUUAUCUGAAAUAUGACUUCUUAAACUAAUUGUUACAUCUGUUAUAACGAAAAAAUAUAUUUUAUUUUCUCUCUUAAUAAACCUUAUAAAAAUUUUUUUCACAAAUAAAAAAAAUAUCAUACGUAUACGAUAUUUUUCUAAUAUUAAAUAUAUAUAAAUGUUAGUAUUGUUUACAAAAGAAUACUAGUGAAAAUGAUUAUAUGUAAAUUAAAGGGGCAGAAAAUACUCCUGGCAUUACUAAAGCAUUACGAAUUAGUUCUUCUAAUAUUGAUUCUUAGCUGGACUAAGUUUUCUAAGAGUAAUAUUGAAUUCAUGGAAGUGUAAUAAUAGAACACAUUUUAAAUAACAUUUAAUCAAUUCAAAAUUAUUAUUGCAAAAUUAUCAGCAAAUUCUUCAUAAAAUGUAUCGUACAAAUGUUACGAAGAGAUUCAGCAAAUAAAGAAAGUUUAUUUUAAGUAAUGUUAUAAAUAAUAUCAUUUAAUGUCGCAAAGCGAUUGAGAUUAGAAAAUAGCAAUUUAAAAUUUAUAAAUAUAUAAACAAUUUCACCUAAACAUAAAUACACAUUGAUAUACAUUGUACAUCAAAAUCUAUAAUAUAUCCAAGUUUUGUACAUAAUCUCUAAGAAAUCCUCUAUUUUACACUGUACAUACAGUAUAAAUAGCAGCACUGUUGAUAAUGUUGUCUGUAAUUAAUAUUAUGCAAUACCAUUUCACUGUAAAAAAAUAUAUAAAAAUGUUAUAUCUUAUAAAUUAAGAUCUCUGAUGCAUCCUCGCCACUAUAUACAUAUAUAUAGACAAUAUAUACAUAAGUUGGAAAAGAUGUAACUAAGUAAUGUAAAUAUGAAUUAAAUAAAAAAGAUCUAAUGAGAUCUAAUAAAAA
This is a messenger RNA of Solenopsis invicta (red fire ant), 2891 nucleotides long. RefSeq names its product lysM and putative peptidoglycan-binding domain-containing protein 2 (gene red). The record is from RefSeq and is a predicted model, not a curated record. NCBI's taxonomy places the organism in Eukaryota, Metazoa, Arthropoda, Insecta, Hymenoptera, Formicidae. Bases 706 to 1401 code for a protein of 231 amino acids. The transcript is spliced from 4 exons.